CAUUCUUUCUGAAGUAUUAUACUAUUAAUUUUUUCACUGUGAUGGAUAUUCAAGUGUUUCAAACUAAUUCCUGAGUAUGUUGCUAGUUGGAGUAGUACUUUUCACGUUUAUAGUGAAUCCAAUUUCAACUGAAAACUCCGAUUUAGAAGCUUUACAAAGAGAGUGCAAAGACGGGACGUUUGGAUACCGCUGUUUGUUUACCUGCCGUUGCUAUAGAAACCGGGUCUGUGACAAGAAGACAGGACGAUGUCCACGUGACGAAUGUGCUAAUGGGUUCUGGGGAGAGGGCUGUCAAUUAGACAACAACUGUUUUUACAAUGGGCGGGCGCGGAGUUACAUGGGGACCAAGUCAGUGACCGACAGCCUGUUUACUUGUCAACGCUGGGACACCCAGGACCCCCACCGGCACUCCUACAACGGACAGGACUUCCCCGACCGGAGACUGCCGGACAACUUCUGCCGGACAACAAAGGACGCCGCCAGACCUUGGUGUUACACGACGGACAAGAACAAACGCUGGGAGCACUGUAACAUCAACAACUGCAAUUGUCCAACAUGGCGAUUCGGACCGAAUUGUGAACAGGAAUGCCACUGCGCAGACAUCAGUGAGGCAUGUGACAGUAUCCUAGGAAUCUGCUCCAGCGGCUGCGCACAGGGAUGGGAAGGCUAUAACUGUCAGACUCCUACGGCAUGCCCAACUAAUAAAUAUGGCUGGGACUGCACCAAAACCUGCUUCUGCAAAAACUCACUCCACUGCAAUCGCUACACAGGACCUACUGACAAGUGCGAAUGCAAGGAUGGCUACUUCAAUCCGCCAUUUUGCCAAGCAGUUACUCCCCCUGAAAUCAUAUACUUUAACAACGACAAAGUGAAUCCCGGCCAGCCGGCCAUUUUUAACUGCACCGUCACCGCGUUCCCAACCCCAAAACCGGAAGAGAUCCUCCUAGAGGGAUUCCCGGCGGACCGGAAGGUGGAGCGGCUACAGUCCAAGGAAUUGAAUCCUUACCUGUACACCAGGUACAACGUGUGGAAGGUGGGCAGUGUGAAGGCGGAGGAGAUGGUCACGUGCACAGCAAGGGGACAGGCGGGGACCAAGUCUCAGACCAUCAAGGCCAACGUCUACCAGUUACCUGUAUUGUCUCACCCCCCAAACAUUGCCAAAGAGGGACCAGGGGUGAGGGAGGUGGUAAUCACGUGGCUGCCGUGGAGUAAGGCUAACGGAGACGUGGGGGAGCCGCCCAUCAUGUGGUACAGCAUCUGGCUCAACACCCUCGGUCUGGGCCGGGAGGAGAAGGCGGGCAUCGUGACCCACUUCAACUGUGGCAAGGAGUGCAACUUUACCAUAGAAGAACUGGAGCCCAACACGGACUAUGGGGUGCGGAUAUCGACCCGGAGGGACGGUGAGGGAGGGGAGGGAAUCCCCGGGCCGGUCAGGAAGUUCCGCACGCUCUGCGCGGAGCCCAGUCAGCCCCCACUGAUAGAAUCCGUUACCAGUUCCUUUGAAUACAAUUCAUCAUUCCCAGAAACACAAUUAAUAGUCAUGUGGAGGGAUCCCCCCGAAGAUUCAUGGAACUGCAACAAUAUCAGUCUCUAUUACAUCGAUCUGCACAGUAAAACUUUAGACUACGGCCAGAGGAACACCAUUAGGGUGGCGGGGGACACCCCGGGGAACCUCAAGAACGUCAAGAGCGCGGUCAUACCUGACCUGAUCCCGGCCACGGAGUACUGCGUCACCAUGAGCUUCACCAACGGCCAGGAGAUGUUCAGUCCAAAAUCAGAGGAGAAGUGCAUCGUUACCUUACAGACAACACCUGCCGCCCCUCGGAACUUUAAGUUGCUGGAGCGAACGAGUUCCUCUCUGACAGUCACGUGGGACGCCCCAUUAAGGAGCUCCAGCAAGAUCAAGGCCUACAGGAUAGUCCUGUGGAAGGGGUUCUGGAAGGAAAUGGCGCAGCCCCGAGGGAUAGAGAUCCGGCCCACGUCCAGUGCGAAGGAGUAUACCAUAGAAGACUUGGAACCUAACACACAAUACAAUUUAGAGAUUAAGGCAGUAAAUUCCGCUGGAGAAGGAGACUCCUCUCUUCUGUCUGUUUCUACGUCGGAAGGAGUUCCCUCAGAAGUGACAUCCUUUAAAAACGAAUCCCGAACUGCCCACUCUAUUUCUCUAGUGUGGAUUGAGCCAACUAUGAACAAUGGAAAUAUCCAAUCGUAUUUGGUUGAGUGCGCUUCUAGAAAUUCUAAGUCCCACAAGAAAAUAGUCCCCAGUACUGCCAAUCGAGUAACGAUUAACGGAUUACGGAGUGGGACCCUGUUCAAUUGCAGCAUCAGUGCCUCUACAAACCAGGGAUCUGGCCCAGUCAAGUCCAUUCGAGUGUGGACAAAAAGCAUAGAUCCCAUUCAGCCCCCAGCUCCGGUCAUUUUAGAACGCUCUACAACUACUAUCACUGUAUCUCUACAACCUCUGGAAGACGAAAAUAUAAGCUUCUACCGAAUCAUUGUGGAAGAAACCUCUUCUGCAAAGUCUUAUCGAAUUUCAAAACGAGGCAUUGAAGAUGCCAUCCGUGACGUCAGAAUGGAUUAUAAAGGAGCCAAGGAACGUGACGUUCGAGUGUAUAUUGCAGCACAGUUACCACGUGACCAUCUCUACCGCACCUUUGUUGUCGGGGACAACAAGACGUAUGAAGGGUACUACAACGCGCCCCUAGAGCCACGCCGCGAUUACUCCAUUUGGUAUGGGGCCUACACGAUAUCAGACGGGAUGGAAAAGAAGUCGUUUUCUCUAGCAUUAAGCGAAGAGGCGCGCCGAGUGACGACGGCCCCCGAGAAUAAUCACGUGCCGGUCAUCGUCGCUGUCAUCGUUGUCUUCAUCUUGCUUAUCCUUGUGUUUGCGCUGUUCCUCUUCCUGUGGAGAAAGCGCCACAUUGCCUCAGAAAGAGAAAAAGCGGAGAUGCCAAACUUUGGACCCACUAUAAUCCCAGAGCCUGAUACUUCCACCCCAUCCACCCCCGUCGAACUAGCACAAUGGUAUCGGAAUGAUAUAGAAAUCGAGCCCCUGCUGGAGCCCAGCUCUGGCACGGACGGGGACUCGGAACCAGUUUACGGUAAUGUAGGUCUCUGUACCAUAGUUCCGGUCAAGGUCGAGGAUUUGUGGGAUUAUGUCAAGGCCAACAAGAUUAACGAUGCAGAGGGCCUCAAAAGGGAGUACAGGCUGAUUCCUGCAGGCUUAACUGCUAGCUGUGAAGUUGCGAAGAAACCAGAAAAUAAAGACAAAAACCGCUAUGGAAACAUAAUUGCAUAUGACCACUCUCGCGUGGUACUGAAGCCCGUGCAUGGAGAUGUACACGAUGACUACACCAAUGCCAACUACAUUGAAGGCUACAAAAGGUCGAAAGCUUACAUUGCGGCUCAAGGGCCUACAAAAACUACAAUGGACGACAUUUGGAGAAUGGUCUGGCAAGAGAAGUCCCGAACGGUUAUAAUGCUCACCAACCCCACCGAGACGGGAAAAAAAAAAUGUGAGCAGUAUUGGCCGGAACCUAACGAGACAAAAGAUUACGCUGGAAUCAAAGUCAAGUUUGUCUCGGUUGAGAGUCAUCCAGAUUUCUCAAUAAGAACAUUCCAUAUACAAAAAGAUGGUGAAAAUCGAACCAUCAAACAGUUCCACUAUACCACUUGGCCAGACCAUGGGGUCCCUAAGUUUGGACACUCCCUGCUGUUGAUGAGACAAAAGAUCCGCACCUAUGAUCCCCUUAAUAACGGCCCGCCUAUUGUACACUGCAGUGCUGGCGUCGGUAGGACGGGUACGUACAUAGCAGUGGACGUCAACCUUGAGCAGGCCAAGCACGAGGGGAUCAUAGACGUCCACAACUUUGUCCAGUUAAUGAGGACACAGCGGGUCAACAUGGUCCAGACACUGGAACAAUAUAUCUUCGUCUAUGACGUCUUGUUGGAAGCGCUUAUAUGCGGGGAUACCACGAUGGCCGCGGCCUCUUAUCCCAAGACCUUGUCAGAGAUGUUGGAAUACGAUCAGAGCAUCGGCAAAACCAAGCUAGAGGAACAGUUCGAGGUAUUGAACUUGAUAUCAUCGACAAUAGAGAAAGAAGACACCACUGUAGCCUUAAAACCAGAAAAUAUUUUCAAAAACAGAGACAAAAAUGUCAUUCCAGCCAACAGAUGUCGCCCCUACCUAGUCACACCCGUAGAAGACUACAACAAUUACAUCAACGCUGUCUUCCUGAAUGGUUAUCGGAGGAAAGAUGCCUUCAUCGUUACUCAGAUGCCCCUGCCAAACACCGCUGUCGAUUUCUGGAGAAUGAUUUAUGACCAGAAUUCCUACUGCAUUGUUAUGUUGAAUGAAAUCGAGGAGACAGAUGAAAUGUGUCAGCAGUACUGGACCCUAGAGACCUGUGGAGAAAAGUUCGGACCAUUCAUCGUGGAGACGACGGCAGAAAUCAAGUCUGAUCCCAGCAUGACAGUGAGGGAUUUCACAAUAACAAAUACACUCAACCCCCAGGAGGUUCCCCGCGUGGUGCGACAGUUCCACUUCCACCGGUGGCCGGACGCCUCCCCCGUCCCCAACACCAAGGCCUCGCUACUUGACCAACUGGAGAAUGUGGACACCUGGCAGAAACAGUUCCAAAACACGCCGGUCACCGUCCACUGCAUGAAUGGAGUGGACAGGAGCGGGCUCUAUGUGGCGGCGAGUUGUAUCGUGGAGCGGAUCAAAUGCGACAGGGAGGUGGACGUGUUCCAGUCAAUCAAACAAAUGCGACAAAAUCGAUCUCAACUUAUCUGUAACAUGGAACAAUACCGAUUCUGUCAUGAGUUGGCCCUGGAACACCUGCAGACAUCAUCCUCGUCAUGACGUCAUAGAAAUUACGCGUGUAGAUCACAGAACACUGUCUACCCAGAGUAAGUGGUGCUGGCGACGUCAUAAUCCAAAAAUAGAAUAUUCAAGAUUUCAGAAUCGCUCGCUCUCUGAAAUCUGAAAAUAUGGUGCUAGUAUCAGUGAAUUAAACUAUACAUAUUUUGAUUCCUAUUUUUCUAAGAAUCUGCUGGCGAGUUAUUGGGUAUAUAAUUUAUUCAAUAUCAAUCACACAAUAGUUUAGUCCGUCUGUCGUGGAGAAUAUUGUUUCCAUGACGAAGAAGAAGAGGAAGAAAAAUAAAAGGAAAAGAAGCAAGAAAAGAAGCCCAUUCAUUCUUUAGUUGGUUGUUUAAACGAGAAAAGUGUGAGCGUAGCUUUUAUCAUCACAUCACAUUGAUAGCUGAUCGAAGUGUGUAUCCAUAGCUUUGUAUCAUCUGACAAUAUCUGUGAUAUAAUUAUUAUAAGACUGAGAGAGUAUGGAUUGAACUCAUAGAAUCUAGUCGAGAAUUUGUGCAAUAUAUUAUUAUGGUAUUAAAAAAACACAAUUGUUUCAUGAAGCUGAAAGAAAACUUGCUAAAAAUCAGUCACUGUUUUCAGGAAUUUGAUAUUAAUACAUGUAUUAAGUAAACGGCGGUUGUUCUUGAAUAAUGUUUUUUUUUUCACAAAGAUUAUGUUAAUGUUAAUUUAUUGAAUUGAACUUCCGAAAUUAUUUGCACAAUGACAUAAAAAAAAAUUAUUUGAAUAAAAGGUGAGGAAGAAAGGGUAUUGUAAUUGGAAUAAAAAAAUAAAAGCUUUAAAAAGAAGGUAAAGUGUUGUUUUUAAAUAUGAAGCAUUUUGACUACUAGUUUGUUAUAUUAAAACCUCUUUUCCAUUGUCAUUUUUUUAUCAAUGAUCUUGUAAUCUGUGGAUUAAAUCACGUGUAUAUGUCUGACAUGUUUAAAUUAUACUGAUGUUAUAUUUAUUGUAAUUCAUAAUUAAGACCUUGUUGUAUGGUAAAAUAUGCUAUUUGUAACAUAUGGCCGGCUUUUAAUCAUGGACAUCUUUGCGUGGAGGGAAAUUCCCGCACUGUAUGUGACAGACUUCAGUGACUUGUAUGAGUAUCUUCAGAUAUGAUCGUUGAGCUUUCAGUUAUUGCGAUAUGUACUUCUAAUUGUAAUAAUGUACCAAAAAAUAUACGAAUAAACAUAUUAUAUGA
Magallana angulata is the source of this 6059-nucleotide messenger RNA. Its product is annotated as receptor-type tyrosine-protein phosphatase epsilon-like. Gene Ontology annotation, molecular function: protein binding; protein tyrosine phosphatase activity. The coding region runs from base 77 to 4864 and encodes 1595 amino acids. NCBI's taxonomy places the organism in Eukaryota, Metazoa, Mollusca, Bivalvia, Ostreida, Ostreidae. The transcript has 35 exons. Gene Ontology annotation, biological process: protein dephosphorylation. The record is from RefSeq and is a predicted model, not a curated record.